This is a messenger RNA of Phlebotomus argentipes, 4763 nucleotides long. It is a transcript of the gene sol, whose product is annotated as calpain-D. Gene Ontology annotation, molecular function: calcium-dependent cysteine-type endopeptidase activity. The transcript has 9 exons. The coding region runs from base 127 to 4590 and encodes 1487 amino acids. Gene Ontology annotation, cellular component: cytoplasm. Gene Ontology annotation, biological process: proteolysis. NCBI's taxonomy places the organism in Eukaryota, Metazoa, Arthropoda, Insecta, Diptera, Psychodidae. The record is from RefSeq and is a predicted model, not a curated record.
UGUUCUCGCAGUACUGUGCGUUUGUGUAGUGAAAAAGUUGGAAAAAGUGAUUUUUGUUCUCCGGGAAUUUUUGUGGCCACCUUUUCACUCAAAAAAUCGCCAUGAAAUUGCUGAAAAUCUCCGAAAAUGGGUUCAAUUACAUCCAUGCUGCAGUGGCAGUGCACAAAUUGUAACUUGAUCAAUCCAACGGAGAAUGUAAAGUGUCUGAAUUGUGAGAAUGUCAGAAUCAUAUUUGAAAGCCACAAAUCAUCUGGAAAUUAUAGCGAUGGCGGUGAAUCGCGUAGGGUGUAUAAGAUUAUAAGGCACUACGAGGAGAUCUACUUCAAGGAGUUGAUCCACCAGUACUUUGGCGCCCAGCAGGAGGCGUUGCGCGUGAAACUGCCCCGCUUCCCGAGCACUCCCAGUCUCACGCGAACAUGGAACUGCCAGACGUGCUCGAGUCUCAACCGCAACUCCGUCACGUGGCACUGCCUCAACUGUGAGACGGUGAGCUACUUGGCGCCCAUCUAUACGGAGACGCUCAAGAGGAACCCUGAACGAGAUGCCACCAAGGCCAGCGUGGCAGAAUCCACCACGAGAGUUUUUCACUGUUUCCGGACGCGCUGCCUAAGCAUGGACUCGGGCGACUACCACAUCCGCCGCUGCGCCUCGUGUCUACUCAACGCUUCGAGCUUCUUGCUGGAGAAGAAGUACCACCUGUGCGCCCAUCAGAAGCAGGAGCACAACCUGGCCGUGCCGCCGUCCAGCCGCGUUAAUCGAUCCGGCUGUGCGGCACUUGUGGGGAAGCAGCAGCGCUCAUUGGACGAGUCCGGGCGCGAGACGCCGUACUACUCCAACCAGAAGAUUAACAAGUCGCUGUCCAACAUCGCCGAUCCGCUGUUCGGCGACAGUCACUGCGGGCGAUCGAAUGCGGACGCUUCUGCCUCAGCCUCCGGAUCAAUGGGGAAGACUCGUCUCUAUUGCGAUGUCUGUGGUGUGUGCAAUAGGAAUCAGUGCAGUUCGAGUGACACGAGCUGCAGUACGCGCUAUAUUGUGACGACAAUCUCAAGGAGUGGCAGUGUGAGCCUCACUAACAGUCAGCCACUGGUGGGCGCGAAUCUCCAGCGGAAUGGCGAGUGCAGUGCCAAGGAGUGGAUUGCCUCGGGGACUCCUGUGGCGUCUGCACUGGAUGAUAACUAUUAUGAGGUGCUGAGACAAUCGAGUGAAGCCAAGAGCAACAACAAUCCACCGUAUGAGAAUCACAAAGUCAUCUCAAAGGUCGCCCACAUCUAUGAGAAUCAGUCUGUGGUGUUGAAUCCGGACAAUCGCGAGGAGCAGCGCUCUGAGCCUGUGUACGCGGUGGUGAAUAAGCACAACAAGGCGCGCAAUAGGGUCAAUGCCACGGACCCAAAAUACUCGUACAUUGGGAUCUCCGAUCCGGGGCGCAUCGCCAGUCAGCUGGGGUGCCUGAAGAAGCCCCAGACGGAGACACUGUACGCCACAAUUCGCCACACAUCACCGCAGAACAACAAUCCACAGAGGCUGACCAGUCUGAUGGACGGUGGGAAUCUGAAGGCCACGCAGAUCGCCUCAACGUCCUGUCUGAAUCGCCUGGAGAUGCAGGACAGCUCAGUGAGUGGCGUGGCCUCGGGUGGAGGAGCUUGCGAUGGUAGUGAAGUGUACAGCAAAGUGUGGAAGGGGCCGAGAAAAGUGACAAUGGCAACACCCACAACUCCUGCUAAAGCGGUAACGCCGACUUCUGUGCCGAGGAUGUGGACGUGCACCAAGUGUUCGUACGCCUACAAUCCUCUCUGGGUGGAGCAGUGUGAUAUCUGUGAGUCUAACAGGACGCCCGCUUCGCUCACGCAGCCGUCACUGAUCACCGUGACGAAGGACGGCGGCGUGAUGCGGACGUCUGGCUCAACGAAGGAACUCAAGUCGUGCCAUGGCUUCGAUGAGGUGCCGACACUCGUGGAGGUGCCAAUUGCCACUUUUGAACAGGAUCUCGAUGAUGACUUCAUCGACGGCAGCAUCACAGAGGCCGAGUGGACGUGCAAGAAGUGCACUCUAGUCAAUCUCCCAGGAUCAAUGGCGUGUGUGGUGUGCGGAGGUUCAAAGUUGCGCAGCAUCACGAUCACGGAGGACAAGACACUGCGGAAGGGAGAGUUUUGGGCUUGUCACCAGUGCACGCUGAAGAAUUCUCUGUCCACCAACACUUGUGUGGCCUGCAAGUCAGCACGCCAAGUGCCCGUGAUCUCGGGCCAUCAGACCAACUAUCGACCGUACACAGCCUCGGGUCCUGGCCAUCAGUCGACAUCGUCCUCAAAUGCUAGUCACACCAACAAGGUGGGAUAUCAUCACAAUCGUCAAGUUCUGGGCUCCAUUCCCGCCAAUUCCGCCAACAAUUCAUCCAUUUCGCCAGUGGCCAGCACUCCGGCGGCCAACAGUCUCGCCGUGCCCGCCCAGAGGGCAUCCAGGAGUCCCUCGCCGCGCCACGAGAGAUCGUCCGGAGCCAUUCCCAAGCGCCACUCCACGGGAGCCGUGAUUGGGCGCAACAGCAGCGGCGGCCACACUAAUAGGCACAGCAGCGGCAGUCCGUCGACAAAGACAUGGCAAUGUCCGGCGUGCACUUUCGAGAACUCAUCGGCGAGUGUUGUAUGUGAGAUAUGUUCUAGUCAUCGUGGGUUAUUGAUAAACAACGCCGCCCCGGGGGAGUCGAGCGGCGGCAAUGGGGCGAGUGUAACAUUGUCUGGUGGCGAUGCGAGUCAAAUGGAGAGCAAAUUGAUGGAGAAUCUGCGUCAGAUUGAGGAGAAUGAGGCGAGAAACAAGUGGGAGCACAUCAUACAGUACUGCCGAGAGAAUGGUGAACUCUUUGUCGAUGACUCCUUUCCGCCGGCACCGCGGAGUCUCUACUACAAUCCCAAUUCCAAUACGGAGAACAAUCCGGUGGUGCAGUGGCGUCGACCGUCGGAAAUCAACUGUGACGGCGGCAAUUUUCCACCGUGGGCAGUUUUCAGGACGCCACUGCCGUCGGACAUUUGUCAGGGUGUGCUGGGGAAUUGCUGGCUCCUCAGCGCCUUGGCCGUUCUCGCUGAGCGAGAGGAUCUCGUGAAGGAGGUGCUGGUGACCAAAGAAAUAUGCCCUCAAGGAGCUUAUCAGGUUCGCCUGUGCAAGGAUGGAAAGUGGACAACUGUUCUGGUGGAUGAUCUUCUGCCGUGUGAUAAGCGUGGCCAUCUGGUCUACUCGCAGGCAAAGCGGAAGCAGCUUUGGGUGCCGCUGAUCGAGAAAGCGGUGGCCAAGAUUCACGGCUGUUAUGAAGCUCUUGUCUCUGGACGAGCCAUCGAAGGUCUGGCCACACUCACGGGCGCUCCGUGUGAGAGCAUCCCUCUGCAGCCGAGUUCACUGCCAAUGCCCAGCGAAGAUGAGCUGGACAAGGAUCUCAUCUGGGCGCAAUUGUUGAGCUCGCGCCUCGUGAAGUUCCUCAUGGGCGCCAGCUGUGGCGGCGGGAACAUGAAGGUGGACGAGGAGGAGUACCAGCGCAAGGGCCUGCGACCACGUCACGCCUAUUCCGUGCUGGAUGUGCGUGACAUCCAGAACCAUCGGCUGCUGAAGCUGCGCAAUCCGUGGGGACACUAUUCGUGGCGCGGCGACUGGUCAGAUGACUCACCGCUGUGGACGGAUGAGUUGCGGGAGGCGCUGAUGCCUCAUGGGGCGUCGGAGGGGGUGUUCUGGAUCUCCUUCGAGGAUGUGCUCAAGUAUUUCGACUGCAUCGACAUCUGCAAGGUGCGCAGCGGGUGGAAUGAGGUGCGCUUGCAGGGCACGCUGCAGCCGCUGUGCUCGCUGUCGUGUGUCUUGCUGACGGUGCUGGAGCCCACGGAGGCGGAGUUCACGCUGUUCCAGGAGGGACAGCGCAACUCUGAGAAAUCCCAACGAUCUCAACUUGAUCUCUGCGUUGUGAUAUUUAGAACGAGAUCCCCUGCCAAUCCCGAGGUGGGGAGACUCGUGGAGCACAGCAAAAGGCAGGUUCGUGGCUUUGUCGGGUGCCAUAAAAUGCUGGAGAGAGACUUGUAUUUGCUAGUUUGCCUGGCCUUCAAUCACUGGCACACGGGCAUCGACGAUCCUUCGCUUUAUCCGCAAUGCGUUCUGGCCAUUCACAGCUCCAAGAGACUGCUCGUGGAGCAGAUCUCGCCGCCUGGAUUCCUCCUGGCGGACGCAAUCAUCAGUCUCACGCUGACCAAGGGACAGAGGCACGAGGGCAGAGAGGGCAUGACAGCGUAUUACUUAACCAAAGGUUGGGCAGGACUUGUGGUGAUGGUUGAGAAUCGCCACGAGAACAAGUGGAUCCACGUGAAAUGCGACUGCCAGGAGAGCUACAACGUCGUGUCGACUCGCGGAGAGCUAAAGACUGUUGAUUCCGUGCCUCCGUUGCAAAGGCAAGUCAUAAUAGUCCUCACUCAACUCGAGGGAAGCGGCGGCUUCAGCAUUGCUCAUCGACUGACUCAUCGGCUGGCUAAUUCGCGGGGCCUCCACGAUUGGGGCCCGCCCGGAUCCACUCACGUGCCGCCCAUCGACAGCGUUCACGGCCUCCACGCGCCGCGGCUCAUCACCUGAGCCUGCGUUCACUUUCAUUUCUCUGAUUUCGUCGCAGAGCCACGGAAGGUGGAAAGGAGAGAAGAUCAAGUAAUUUUUAAGGAAUAAAAGGCUGUUCUUUGUAUUUAACCACGAUAUGAAUUCUCAAGAGUUAUGAUUGUGUUUUAGGAUUACCAAAAAAAAAAAAAGAAAAA